Molecule: messenger RNA, 5238 nt
Organism: Rhineura floridana
Lineage: Eukaryota; Metazoa; Chordata; Lepidosauria; Squamata; Rhineuridae
Gene: STIMATE
Product: STIM activating enhancer
Exons: 9
Coding region: 183-1187 (334 amino acids)
Biological process (GO): activation of store-operated calcium channel activity; DNA recombination; DNA integration
Cellular component (GO): membrane; cortical endoplasmic reticulum
Molecular function (GO): DNA binding; calcium channel regulator activity
Source: RefSeq, a predicted model, not a curated record
ACUCCUCCCCUGAGGCUUCGAGCGAAGCCAGUCCGUGGCGCCUUGCGUCACACGUUAGUAGUGACGCGCCACGUCGCGCGUGGGGUUCCGCCUCCUCCCCAGGAAGCGCUGCGGAGCGUGCGAGCGAGCCAGCCAGGAGCCCUCCCUGCGGCGCACCUGCCCGGCUGCGCGUUCAGUCCGCCAUGGGGGGCUCCCUAGCCCCCAACAGCUCCCUCUUUGUCACGCCCAGGCCGGGCUCUCUGCCAAGCAGCAGUGGCGGCGCUUCCACUUCGCCCGGGGGUGGGGCAGACUAUCGUGGCUGCGAGAACGGGGCCCUGAUGGACAGCUUCGGCAUCUUCCUGCAGGGGCUCCUCGGGGUCGUGGCCUUCAGCCUCCUCAUGCGAUUCCCUCAUGUGAAGAGGCUUCCACGUGUUAAUCUGUAUAUACAUAUGGACACGUCCCUUUCAUGCCUCCCCAGAACUUUGAAACGCUUCAGAGAACCAAAGCAUGAAAGACGUCCUUGGAGAAUUUGGUUUUUGGAUACUUCCAAACAAGCCAUAGGGAUGUUAUUUAUCCACUUUGCCAAUGUGUAUUUAUCAGACCUUACUGAAGAAGACCCUUGUUCACUGUACCUAAUUAACUUUCUGCUAGAUGCCACCUUAGGAAUGUUGCUAAUUUACGCUGGUGUGCGGGCAGUAAGCAGCAUUGUUGAAUGGCAGCAGUGGGAGUCUCUUCGCUUUGGUGAAUAUGGUGACCCCCUUCAGUGCAGUGCUUGGGUAGGCCAGUGUGCAUUGUACAUAGUGAUCAUGAUGUUUGAGAAAACCAUCAUAAUAAUUGUUCUCCUAAUACCUCAGUGGAAAGAGGUAGCUUUAUUGAAUCCUAUAGAGAAUCCUCAGCUGGAGUUGGCUAUUGUCAUGCUAAUAGUGCCCUUCUUUGUAAAUGCAUUCAUGUUCUGGGUAGUUGAUAACUUCCUCAUGAAGAAAGGGAAAACAAAAGCUAAACUGGAAGAAAAAGAAGCAGGGCAAGAUACAAGGAAUGGAAGCAAAGUUCGAUACAGGAGAGCGGCGUCACACGAAGAAUCUGAAUCAGAGAUCCUAAUUUCGGCAGAUGAUGAAAUGGAAGAAUCAGAUGUUGAAGAUGAUCUUCGGAGACUGACUAAUUUAAAGUCUGUCAAGAAAAAGAAGCAUCGAUUUGGUCUGCCUGUAUGACAGGUUCUGUGGCCUGCACAUUUGCAGGUUUUAUGACAGCAAUGUCCACAGUCAGUGGAUUUUCACUUGAUCACAUUAUGCUUAUUACCUGAAAACUGUGACUCAAAGAAGCAGAAUAUGGACAGUUGGAAAAGCUACUAGUUCAGUUGCACUAUGGAAACACUGACCAAAUAUGCAAGAGUAUAUUUUCAUCAUGUGUGGAAAAGUUCUUGUCACCGAAGUGAUUUGGAUGUGAUCCUUCAGAAGAGACGCCAUAGAACAUCAUUGUUUCAUCUGAGGUUCCUGAAUGAUAUUCUGAAAGAGACAUCAGAUUAACAAAGUUGGAAUCAGUAUGUUUUAUAACUACAAACUGGCCUUUGCAACGUAUUCCUAGAACAGAAUUGUUUUACAGUUACAAAUUGUAACUUAACAUUCUUAUGUAAGUUUAGUUCUUAAGGGGUACUUAUGAAACUAAUAGGCUGAUCAAAAAAAAUUUUUUUUUUCAAAUCUAUCUGAACUUUUAUAUUUAAGUUAUAUUUUCAUACUGGGAUAUUUAAGGAUUGUGUUUGUCAAAGAAAAUUAUGUUACUUUUUGUGUGCAGUAAAAAGGUCAAAAACUUGCAGUAAAAAUAUUUUAAAAUGUGUCUGUCACAUAAUGGCAUGUAACGUGAUAAAGGGAAACGGUGGCCAACUGGCUACUAGGUAUACAUAGUCUUGAACUGGAGUGCGGUUGAACCAAAGCACAGUUCUGUAGCAUGCAUACUGUUCUGUGUGUACAUGGUCCUGUUCACUUUAGCAUAAAAGCAACAAGUAUUUCAAAUGUUUCUUCUAUUUGUCAACUGAACAUUUUAGAGACUUUAGUAAUGUUGGCUUCUUAAGUACUUGUAAGUAGUCUGAUCCCGUAUCUCAACUAUUCCAAAGCUGAAGCAACAUUCCUUAAAAACAAACAAACCACCUUUCCUCGAAAAGAUAACAUAGCACAGUUGGGCCUUUGUGUGAUCCACAACUAUGAAUACUGAUGUAACAGGAGUUGUAAUUCUGUUUCUCCUUGGAGCAUUUUUGUUGAUCCUUAACAUGAUUCAGUUGACAACCAUAAAGGCACUAAUGACUUUAUCAGUAGUUUAUCCCUCAGUUUCCUAAAAAACAAACCUGUCUCAUUUCAGCUGAAAUAGACCAGAGGUGUAGUGUGCAUAAUUCAUCUGUUCAUCUAUUUACAUCAAGGUAGUGCAGCUUUUGUUGUUCGGCUAUCCUGUGGUUACUGAAAAUGAUAUCUGUCAAUGGAAUACUGAUUUGGCGUCCAUGAGUUACUUUGAUACUAGUUACUGUUUUGAGAGUUUUCCAUCUCAUUUAAAUCUUUGGUACUACAACACAGGAAAAGUGAUUUCAGAAAAAAAUGCAAACAUGUAACUUAUACAGUAUCUGAGUAUCAGACUAUAUUUCAAGCCUUAAAACACUUUCAGUGGCAAGAGCUCAGACUUUUCAAAGAUACUUUUUUUACAGUUUUAUAUGUGUAGUCUGCGCUAAACGUGGUAAGCUGCACAAGUUGCUUGUGUUGGGGGGCUGUGAUUGGGCCUUAGAAGGAAAAAGCUCCAUUGCUGUUUUUUGCUGUUUUAAUAGCAGGAGUUUGCCUCACUUACCCUGCUGCCCAUAAGAGGCAUCUUACUGGACCAUGGCAUUUCAAAGCGACAUUCUAAACGGUGUUGUUUUGCACUGCAACUUACUUGCAAUACAUUGUUACCUGUUGGUGUUCAGGUUAAAAACAAAGGGAAACCAAUGUUUAUUUAAAUAUAAAGCGAGAUAAAGCCUCUAUUAGGAGGCAGAGAAAUGUUCUUGAUCAAUGUUGCCGCCUAACUUACUAAUUUUUUAUAUAUUUUCACUGUAUAUUUCUAAUUGUAUAAAUAACUGUUCUGUUGAGAAUCAUACCCUAAGGAAGGUUCUCACAUACCUUUGUGAGAUUCUUAGGGCCAAAGUUACAUGCAAAGAGGUCCUUCCUCCGCAGUGCAUCCACAUCCUUAACCUCAGUGUGAUUCAUAUGCAAAUAAGAGGCAGGCCCUCAUCUGGAAUUGGGGGCCACAGCACAGGGCAAAGUACCUCUGCACUUUCCCAUGCCCAGGUCCCAUUGCAUAUUGGGGGGCCUGCAUAUGUAAUUUACUUUUUAAAAAUCCAUUCAUGGAUUCAUAAUUGUGCGAAUGGCAUCUCAUCUGUGCAGGACAGCAGAUGCAGAUACAAUUUGUCAAUUGAACUGACUUUACAAAUGGAUAUGAGACCUGCUAUAUGCCAUUUACCUUUUCAUUCUAAUAACAGAGAGCUGACUAAAUCCAAAAGCUUAACUUGAUUCAUUUCUUCCUGUGGCUUCAAUUGUGUAAAAUGUCUGUUUUAAGCAGUGUUGGGAUGGGAGAGUCUUAAAAAACAAACAAACCCAAAGCCUUAAAUGUGUUAAAUAUUCCAACUUUAAGCAGACCUCAUUUUAUUGAAUAGCACUAGGCAUCAUAGAGCAGCUUAUUUUAAAAAAUCUGAAGAAAGGAGGGUACACUAUUUUGCUUUUUGCUGCAUUGUUGUAUAGCACAAGAGUGUGUGUCGUACAGCCUGACAAAAUGAAGCACUACUGGCCAAAGGUGGGGUUUGCAAUGCUCAGAUGUCAAUAAGUGGACACUGAGCACAUUUAAGAAGAAAAAUAAUUGCCUUUACCUGGUUGAGCAUUCUGUUUCCAGUAGCAGUCAGCCAGAUGCCUUUCAGCUGUUAAGCAGGGAUUAAAAUUGAUGGCAUCCUCCUUUGAAGUCCCCAGUAACUGGUGUUUAGAGGCAUACUACUUCUAUACAAAGAAGCUCCAUGCUGAUAUCAUGACUGAUAAAUCAGUUGUCCAUAAACAUUCAUAAAGCUAUCAAAGCUGAUGGUCAUCACUUUAUCUCACGGCAGUGAAUUCCAUGGGUUAUGCACCAUGUGAAGAAGUUGAUUGAUGGCUUGAAUAUACAUUCAGUAAGCAAUUCUGUAAAUUAAAUUAUUUAUUUUAUUGCACCUUUCCAAAAGUAGAAAAAGAAAACUUUGUGGUGGGGGGAGGGGGAUUCAUCUUAGCUAACAUUGAACAAAUGGCUGUGUUCUCUUCUUUCCAGGGAAAGUAGUACCUAGUGCUUCAUUUUGUCUUGCACUUAAAUUGAUUUGAGUGCUUUGGCAUAUUCUUCAGUGAGUUUUGACAGUUGGAAGAGGACAGAGAAAGUAGGCAAGAUGUAAAUUGAUCUCCAAAAAUCAAUUUGUAAAGAUCUCAUCACAAAAAAGUGUACUUCAGUCUCUGCUUUAGAAAUCUGAUUCUAAUGUGACUAACGUGAUUCAGUUCUCCCUAUACUUAAAACAGAAAUAAUACUGUGCUGAAUUUGAUAGAGAGACUAAGAGCUUCCCCUUGUCAAAUGGAUGAGAUCUAGAAAUGAAAUAGACCAUGAUUUGCCUCAUUGACUGGAUGAUAUCAUGUGCCCAACAUAAUUAUUUUGGACAUCCUGUGGUCAUUACGUAGUCAUCCUUUUCUGGUUUUAAUGUAUUAAUGUCUCCUUGACUAUCUUUAAAUGAAAUGUUGUAUAUUAAUGUUGCUGAUAAAAUGUGUUCCAAGCUUCUCUUCAGGGAAAAGACCUUAUACUUGUUGAAUUGUGAAACAAAUUACCGCAAUGCAGUGUUGCAAAGGCAUUCCCUCACAAGCAUGUGCUUGGUUUCCAACUAUGCCUUGCUGGAAGGAAAGUGGUGGGAGGAGGGCUAUUCAGCUUUAAUGUUUCUAUUUUGAAAGCCAGGCAUCAGUGCCCUUGUGCAUUGCUAACUGCAGAUCUGUAGUAUGCAUACAAAAGUAGUGUGAUGGCGAGCGCACACAAAUCCAGCCACAUCAGUUCAUGGGAGACUUGCAAUACAUCAAAACUUAUUUUUAAGGGAUGCUGUUUGUAAUUAGGAUUUUGUGUGUAUUUGGAGUUUAAAAUGAAGGUGGAAGUAAGGCCGUGAGAUUAAAAUUGUGAGUCAAGAUGCCCUCCAGAUCAUGCUUAACAGAUGGUGUUUCAUUAAAAUGGAAAGAAUGUUAUAUACCUAAAUGAUGGUUUACA